This is a messenger RNA of Cimex lectularius (bed bug), 1088 nucleotides long. RefSeq names its product androgen-induced gene 1 protein-like. The coding region runs from base 143 to 1012 and encodes 289 amino acids. Gene Ontology annotation, cellular component: membrane; endomembrane system. NCBI's taxonomy places the organism in Eukaryota, Metazoa, Arthropoda, Insecta, Hemiptera, Cimicidae. The record is from RefSeq and is a predicted model, not a curated record. The transcript has 3 exons.
GCAUCAUAUCAAAGUUGUAUUGGGUAGAAAAUAUUUUUAUAAAUUUCAUAUUAAAUUUUGGCUCUGAACGUUUUAGAAAGAUUUUUUUACUUUUUGGAACUAAUCGCACUUGUAUGACACUGUGACAAACCGAUUCCGAAACAUGGAAGUACAGUACGAAAGAAAACACAAUCAGAUCUAUCUUUAUGUUUCUACGUUUGUUCACACUGUUGGUGUCCUUAAUUUUUCUGCGGGAAUAUGUUGUCGACUGUAUAAAGAUAUUACCCACGAAGACCAAGAUUUCUACAUGAGAUUUGCUUAUUCCUUUAAAUAUGUCACUAUGCUGAACGCAGUAAUCCAGUUGGGAUAUUUCGUUGUGGCUCUCACAGUUGACAUUAUGGCAAUUUGUUCGUACACUUUGGACGCACCUAACGGGUGGUUGAAGGCGAGAUCAUUCUUCAGAUGCUCGAUAGCUAUACCAUGUGGAUUGUAUACAUGCGUGAUGUUUUGGAUAUUCCAUUGGUACGAUGUCGCCUUGUUGGGUGAUUACAAUUCGCCAUGGCUGCGUCAUACAUUAUACACGUCGAACGUCAUUAUUUUACUGUUUGAUGUGAUCUUCUGCAAGGGUGAAUCUUCCGAAAUUGUAAUAUCUCUACUUGUGAUAAAUGCCCCCUGUUUAUUAUACUUCAUAUGGCUUCAUAUCAUUUAUUACUGCACUGGCGUGUGGGCGGUUUCUUUUGUGAAAAAUCUUACCCUCGUGGAAAGGCUGUUGAUGUACGUCGGAACUGUGCUCGAACAUUGGGUGGGUUAUUUCAUUGGUAGGCUUUUAAAUGACAUUUUGUGGAAUGAAGAUUUCGUCGCUCGAAUCCCGUUUUUACGCCGUUUUGUCUCAGUGCCUCCUCGGUUCAUCUAUGGAAAUCCGUCUAACGAAUCUCUCAAAAUUGGAAAAGUCUUGAGCGGUACCGAAAACAUGUUUGUGGACCGACCGGUUAAAAAAAAGAAAACUCAGCCCAAAAGAAAGAAAAUUCCUUAAAAGUGGUGACAUUCUGUUUUAUUGAAAGUUUACUUGAGGUAACGCUGUUACGUAAUCCACCUUUUACGCUAAUAAA